Messenger RNA from Penaeus monodon (black tiger shrimp), 3283 nucleotides. Its product is annotated as neuroendocrine convertase 1-like. Gene Ontology annotation, cellular component: Golgi membrane; trans-Golgi network. Gene Ontology annotation, molecular function: serine-type endopeptidase activity. Gene Ontology annotation, biological process: protein processing. Bases 30 to 2837 code for a protein of 935 amino acids. The transcript has 14 exons. The record is from RefSeq and is a predicted model, not a curated record. Lineage: Eukaryota; Metazoa; Arthropoda; Malacostraca; Decapoda; Penaeidae.
AAGAGGCAGUUCAUCUCCACCGCUUUGCCAUGGUGCGUGCUAGGGCCGGUUCUGCACCCCGGAGGGCCUUCGUCCUGCUGGUUCUGGUGCUGGUCGCUGGGCUGGCGCCGGGAGCCAAGGGGGAGGGCUGGGGCGAGAGGAGGGGGAGCAAGAGGAGCCCGAAGGAGAGAGAUUACGAGAAUAAAUUGGUGAAUGACGGAGAUGAUACUGUGGUCUACGAGAAGGUGAAGAACACCCUGAGGAAUAUCUUCGCGAAGGGCGUCGAGCCUGCCCACGCAGAGGACGAGGGCAUCAAGGACUACCUCGAGCCGGACUUCGACGACCCGCAAGGCGCUUUUUCGAACCAGAUACCUGUAAGGAACGACCUGUCCGAAGCUACGAGUUCCCUAAGGUCGUCUCCAACGCGACGACGCGGCCUUGUGCAAGACGACGAGGACCUCCUGGAAAGUGCAGAGGACCUGGCGAAGCGAGGGUAUGCUAACGCCCACAGAGGCACCCACGCCCACAGCAAGCUCCACUCCGUCGCCCACGGAGGGAGGGAGCACACGAAGGCCUUCCUGAACGAGUGGGCGGUGCACAUGACGGGCGGCCAGGAGCUCGCUCGGGCCGUGGCCAAGGACCUCGGCUACCAAUUCCUCGGCCAGGUGGGGGAGCUGAAAGACGUAUAUCGCCUGGUAAAGCUGGACCACCCUCGAACCCACAAGAGAGACGCGCCCACGCUCACCCACCACCUCGCCAACCAGGCCGAGGUGUUGUGGGCAGAACAGCAGUUCAUAAAGGAGAGGACUAAACGUUCCAUUCCGGGCGAGACAGACGAAGACCCUGACGCGCCGCUCGUAAGGGUGAAGAGGAUUUCUGGCUUCGAGGAAGAGGAGGAGGAGGAGAAGGAGGACGUUCGAGGAGGACUCGAGCGAGGGAGGAGGUCGGCGCAGGCAGCGAAGGCCGAAGAGCUGGAGAGGAAAUUCAACGACGAACUGUGGAGUCAUCAGUGGUACCUGUUCGACACCCGGACGCGACCUGACCUGCCCAAACUAGACCUGCAGGUCGUGCCCGUGUGGGAGAGGGGGGGGACCGCAACAUCUUGUCUGGCCGCAUCGAUGCCCAUAAGGAACAGCAGUUGUGCUUCGGGUGGGAAGGGGGGUGAGCGUGAAAGGAGUCAGGAUUGUGCUGAGAGACGGCGAUCGGAGAGAGAAGAAAAAAAGAAAAAGAAAAAAAAGAAAAGAAAAAUAUCGCACAUGAUCCCCACCACUACCUCCACCCUUCUCCCCCCCCCCCUCCUCCCACAGGACAAGGAGACGAGCUACGACCUGAACGACAACGACGACGACCCUUCGCCCCGCUACGACGGCCGCCUCACCAACUCCCACGGCACGCGCUGCGCCGGCGAGAUCGUCAUGGCGCCCAACAACAAGCUCUGCGGCGUCGGAGUGGCGUACGGCGCCAGGGUGGGAGGCGUGCGGAUGCUGGACGGCCUCGUGAGCGACACCAUAGAAGGAAGCGCCUUGGGACAUGCGCUCGACAAAGUGGACAUCGUGACGUGCUCUUGGGGGCCCACGGAUGACGGCAGAAGGGUCGAGGGGCCCGGGAGGCUUGCGAAGGAGGCUAUAGAGCAGGGCGUGGAGAAGGGUCGACAAGGUAAAGGCACCAUGUACGUUUGGGCGGCGGGUAACGGAGGUUCCUCGGGCGACAACUGCAACUGCGACGGCUACACCUCCUCCAUCUACACCUUGAGUAUCAGCAGCGCCUCCGAGUCGGGGAAAUUCCCUUGGUACGGCGAGCGGUGCGCCUCCACGCUCGCUUCUGCGUAUUCCUCGGGAGCCUACACGGAUCAGAAGAUUGCCACGACGGACCUCCACGGCGCCUGCACAGACCGGUUCUCGGGGACGUCUGCGGCCGCUCCUCUCGCUGCCGGAAUCAUCGCGCUCGCCCUCGAAGUCAACCCGGAAAUGACCUGGCGCGACAUGCAGCACGCGGUUGUGUGGAGCAGCGAGGUCGGACCGCUGCGUCACAACAGCGGCUGGGUGACCAACGGGCGCGGUCUGCGGGUCAACGCUCGCUUCGGUUUCGGUCUGCUCAGCGCCGUUGGUCUCGUGGACGUCGCUAGUAACUGGACUCGCGUGCCGGACAAGACCGUCUGCAGGAUCGCGCCCUCCAACAGGUACGGAAGCACGGGAGGCGACCUGCAGACCGGCGAAGACGUCCUGAUCUACUUCGAAGUGGACCCGAGAUGCGCGAUCAGGUCCCUUGAACACGUCCAGGUCAUCGCCUCCAUCAGCUACUCCAGGAGGGGCGCCCUGGACAUUGCUCUCAUGAGUCCUAUGGGCACACCGACGACACUCCUGAGUCCUCGCGUGGCAGACAGGUCCACAGAAGGAUUCCAGGAAUGGGCGUUCAUGUCUGUCCAUACCUGGGGAGAGGAUCCGCAAGGAGUCUGGAAGUUGAACAUCUCCGAUUACCAAACGGACGAAAAAGAAAACGGAACAGUUGAUGAGGUCGUAUUUGUCCUUCAUGGAACAAGUGAAAUUCCUGCUCACAUGAAGACUAAGAGAAUAUACAACAUGGAGUUCGACAUGUCCGAGGAAGACGAAGCUGAGGACGACCAGCUGUCCCUCAGUUCGGACCAUCUGCGGUCACUAAGCUGGGAGCAACUGGUAGCCCUCCUGUCGCAGAGCACAAGAUCAACAUUCUCUGAAGCAGACGUAAAGAUGCUUCUGGAGGAGAAUCGCCUAGAAGAAACGCUCAGGAACAUCCAAUCAGAAAGCGGCAAUUCCGAGGCGAGAAGUAUCGAUGGUUUUGAUUGGUCGGCCGUUCUACGAGAGCUGAUGGCCAGAAGGUGAUUGUGUGGGCGAUGUAAACCUAGCUGAAAAAAGACGAAGGAAGAGAAAAAAAAAAAUAUACACACGCACACUCAUACGUACACAGAAAUGUACACACAGAAGACUCUGGCUUUAAAAGAAAGAAAGAAAGAAAGAAGACGAUGAAAGAAUGCUAAUCAUACAUCAAAAAGAAAUAGGAAAAGGGAGAAAAUCUGAUACAAAAAUCGCGACGGAAAAUAUAAAUAUAAUUUCCUUCACACUCAUGGCAGCGGUGAUGGAUUACUGUUCGUAUUUAUAAACACAAUAUCAAAAAUAUUACGAGAAAGUGACCGUUAUAUUCAGUAACACUUUAUGGGAGAAAUAUAUUGCAACUAUCGAUUGCAAAUUGCAUGCUGAUUUUGCUGUGUCUAAUGAGUGUAAUAAAUAUAUUCAGGUAUGCUAGAAUAAAAUAUAUAAUUUAUUUUCUA